UCGACCAACAGUCGGCUGAUUUUUCAACCUCACACUGCAACUUGAUUCCAAUUCCCGCCGUGCGAGAACAGCUCAGUGCUUCGAACGCCACCCUGUCACCCCAGAGGGUGGGAAAUUUACACCUAGCCCCCACCAUGUCAACAUCUUUAUCGGCCGGUGGCAGCACAAAUCGAUACUUGACUCUGAGAAGCCCCAUUCCCCCGAUGCAGGGACAAGGCCAAAAGCCUCGAAAUAGCUAUCCGGAGUUUCUUCAGCCGAGGCUUUCGUUGAAUGGAACCGUUUCGGGUCACCGGCACUUAGUGCCGUCUCCUCGGCCGUUGUUUCGGGAACAAAGUUCACGAUCCUUUCAGCCAUUUCUAGAGAGUUACACAGGCACAGUGGCUAGCGGCGGCGGCGGCAAUGGCGUUGGCAGUGGCAUGCACACGACAGAACUGUCAAUUACGCCAUCUGUCGCUGGCGACGAGCAGUAUAUUGAUUUGGGCAGUUUAAGGCGCUUCUCAAUAGAUCGUCAGAGUUUCAAUGAUCUUGGAUCGAAAUUUGGAAUGUCGCGGCCGCAAUUCGGUCAAAGCGUUUCACAGCAAGGUUUCUUUUCAUCACACGACAGCCUAACAGCACCAUGUGUAACACGUGCCUCAAAUCCACAUGUAGCCAGCACUGCCUCCGAAAUGGAUUUGACACGAAAGCCACAACGACGGAAAUCAAGGGGCCGACUGAAAGCUGGCGAACAGCCUCUGCUCGGCUCAUGGAAUCGCACUGGAAUGAGAGGCUCACAAGAUAAUACAUUGGGCACUGGCGCUUUAGCGUCCAGUAAUCAAAUAAAUAGUGGAAAUUAUUGCAAUGGAACUGAUAGACUAAACCGACGUUCUGGUUGUGCGACAACAGCUAGCGGUUGUAAUCCAAAUAGUGGAAACACCUCAAAUCUACGCUUUCGCAACAGUACUAGCUCAGCGAUGACAGCCGGAUCGGCGGCUAAAUUCACAUUCGUAUUCGAUCCGGCGGGCCGGCUUUGCUACUAUUGGUCAAUGGUUGUUAGUUUAGCAUUUUUGUACAAUUUCUGGGUGAUAAUCUACCGGUUCGCCUUCCAAGAGAUCAACGGCAAGACCAUUGUCGUAUGGUUCUGCCUUGACUACCUCUCGGACUUUCUGUAUCUUGUAGAUAUACUCUUCCACUUUCGAACCGGCUACCUCGAGGAUGGCGUACUACAAACGGACUCCUCGAAACUCCGCCAACAUUACAUGAACUCAACGACAUUCUACAUUGAUUGCCUGUGUCUACUGCCAUUAGAUUUUUUAUACUUAUCGAUCGGUUUUAAUUCGAUACUGCGCUCGUUUCGUUUAGUAAAGAUCUAUAGGUUCUGGGCGUUUAUGGAUCGCACCGAACGCCAUACGAACUAUCCCAAUUUAUUCCGGUCAACGGCACUCAUUCAUUAUCUCCUUGUGAUAUUCCAUUGGAACGGGUGUUUAUAUCAUAUUAUUCAUAAGAACAACGGUUUCGGGUCCCGGAACUGGGUGUACCAUGAUUCGGAGUCGGCCGAUGUAGUUAAACAGUAUUUACAGAGUUAUUAUUGGUGUACGUUAGCUUUAACGACGAUCGGUGAUCUGCCCAAGCCCCGGUCGAAGGGUGAAUAUGUUUUUGUGAUAAUGCAAUUACUUUUCGGUUUAAUGUUGUUUGCAACGGUUUUGGGGCACGUGGCGAACAUUGUGACAUCGGUGAGUGCAGCGCGAAAGGAAUUUCAAGCAAAAUUAGACGGUGUAAAGACUUAUAUGCGAAUGCGUCGAGUACCAAAUCAUCUGCAGGUCAAAGUCAUCAAAUGGUUUGACUAUUUGUGGCUAACCCAAAAGUGUUCCGACGAAGAACGAGCCGUAUCCUGUCUUCCUGAUAAACUAAAGGCUGAAAUAGCAAUUAACGUCCAUUUAGAUACACUUAAGCGAGUCGAAAUAUUUCAAAACACCGAAGCUGGUUUCCUGUGUGAGCUGGUGCUACGAUUGCGGCCGGUACUCUUUUCACCUGGUGACUAUAUUUGUCGAAAAGGUGAAGUUGGCAAAGAGAUGUAUAUUGUUAAUCGGGGUCGGCUUCAGGUGGUCGCUGAUAAUGGUAAAACUGUGAUGGCAUCAUUAAAGGCAGGUUCCUAUUUUGGCGAAAUUAGUAUACUUAACAUGGGAACAGCAGGUAAAGAGCUUGGUAAUCGACGAACAGCAAGUGUACGCUCUGUUGGAUACAGUGAUUUAUUUGUACUCAGCAAAACCGACAUGUGGGAUGUCCUUAAAGAAUAUCCAGCAGCGAGGGUACGUCUAGAGUCAAUAGCAGUAAAACGUUUGGAGAAAUACAAAAAAGCUCCAUUAGAGAAAGUUGCCAUGGGACGAUGCCAGUCAACGCCGGGACUUGUGGAAAGUGAGGGUCGGACGACACUAGAGGAUAUGUGGUUACCACCAGGACCAUCAUCUGUAGCAUAUACUCAACCAUUAGCAUAUAGUCGUGCCCCUAGUCCUAGAUUAACCCAAACAGUAACCGAACGUCUUGCAAGGACGUCAGAUUCACCAGGCUCUAUGAGUCCAAGUGUACAUAGUUCAGAUGAUCGGCCACGUAGUCGAGCCACAUCCCAUCAAUCACGCCCCCAAUCACAACCCAGUAGGACUGGUCACAUUUGCGGAUCAAUAUCACAUAUUGAAUGUUAUGGUGGAGCUGGUGGUGGUGCAACACCUCUACUAGGCUCCCACGAAGCCCUAGAAGACGAAAUCAAAAGGCUUAGGGAACGUUUGCACACAGUCGAGUCUGAAAACCAAGCUUUGAAUACGAAAUUAUCCCAACAACAAUGGGAUCUUGAAAAUCGACUGGCCGAAAUUGAAAUGCAAAUUUGCGGUGCAUCAUCAACAUCGAGUCUAGAUCCUGAAAACGAAACCGAGGAAUUGGAAAGAAAUCGCGAGUCUAUCAUAUAACACGGGAGCGAGCUGCCCCAGCCGAUUGGUGUGAUGUAUGUAUCGUGCAUAUCAUGACAUAAUUACAAAACCAAUAAAGGUCAUCCUGCGCAGCUCAUCCUAAUCGGCAUCGAAAUCGGGCAGCUGUUGAAUAAUUUUAGCACUAUUUCUCCUUUGGUCAUCAUUUCUUCAACAUCAUUUAUGUUUUUCUAAGUGUUUUUAUUUUUUGAUAUGAUAUUUUUGUGAGCUGUCAGAAUGUUGAGGUUCAUUGAUAAAAUUGUAUUUUGUUUUAAUUUUUAAUAUUUAAUUUUGAUUUACAUCACACAAGGCCUUUUACGAACUUUAAAAUCGAGUGGAUCCUUCUUCUUCUUCUUGAAAAUUAUGUUUAUGUAUUUUUUCUUAUUUGAAAGUUUGAAUACCAAACGCCCAAGCCUGAUCCUCUUUAGCUUAGUUUAAAUUAUUCAAAAGCUUAUUUUCAAGAAUGAACUAUUUACAAAGACAUUGUUUAAUCUCACUGAAAAAGAAAAAUCUAAAUCUAAGGAAUUCGGGGAAGAUUAAGGAUUCCUUAAGGCAAACAAAAAAAAUAACAAGACCAUCAUCAUCAACAUUGUCCUUCAUUAGACAGUUGUAAGUUAAAGUAAAUUUAAAUUUAUUCACUUAAGCGUAUUAUUAUCUUCCAGUAAUCCUUUGUCUCUCAUAGAACAGGACCUUCAAAGUCAAAUCGGCUUCGAGUUCUCUCUAAAGAGAUUUUCUGAUUCUAAUGCUAAUGAGGUGAAAAUUAAAACCUUAAUUCAGCAUAAAAUUGAUUUUGUUUCAUUCUUUUUUUUGUAAUGUACUCGUUUUCAUAGUUUACUGAAUUAUUUUUCCAAAACUACAUUUUCGUGUAAGAAUUUUGAAAUCUUCAUUCAUAAAUUUAUCGCUCAUAGAAAAAGGAACUUUUGAAAAAAAUUAACUAAGGCAUAAAGUGCAAGUAAAAUGCUUUCGCGAACUAAUUAAACAUUUACUACCUCAUCUUGGAGUGGGGGUUAUUUCCUUCGUUCUUUUUUUUGCCUGUGUCUAUUAUGUUUUUGUGUCCAUAGUGUAAUUAAUUCGAAUGAGCAUUUUUGUCGGGGAUGACAGGUAGCAGUGGCAAUGGGAAGGACGUGUUAUGAGUGAAAAUAAAAAUGUUGCCACCACUUUUUACCAAAUGAGAUGAGAAGAUUGGUUUGGGGGUGCGCGUCAGCGCCGGCCGUCAGUUAAUUGAAUUUUUUAUUAUUCUUCCUGUCUUCAGUUAAUGGGUGCAUUUCACAAAGGGAUAUUAACAAAGGAAUUCAAGGCAUUACUUGUGUGGAAUUUAUUUUAACAUUUUUCAAGUAGUUUUGUUUUAGGAAGACAUUUUAGAAAUUUUGUUUCAGGAGAAAAAGAUUGUUGCAAUUAUUUUUGUGUGAAUUUUGUGUAGGGAUUAUUUUUUAUUCGUCUUGAAAAUCAAACAAUCUUUUUAAAUGCCGUCUUAAGACUUAAGGUUUUAUUUUAAUUAUAUUUAAAUAAAAUGUAUUAACAUUUUUAAAAUUACUUUUUUUAACACUUUGUAAAACAUAUCCGUUUUUAUAAAAUAGAAAAACAUUACUACUUUUUGACUUUUCAUGCUUUUAAGUACAUUUUCUACAAACUUGAAACUUGAACCUUUCCAUUCUGAUGGACAACUUCUGUAUACUGUAUUCCACAUAUAAUCAUUUUUUUUUUAAUUAUUAUUCAACAUCUUAACUCUAUAAAACACCUUGCGAAAAUCUCUCAACAUACAUAGAAACUGAUUUCGAUUAAAAAACAUACAUAAAUAAAAUCAUAGUCAAAGAAUUCUAUCUUCGAAUUCAUCUCAAAGCAAACGAUUAAAAUGAUCGAUAGGUUCAAAGGGACCACUGUACAUAAAAUUAAAAUUUUUGACCCGACAUACAAAAUAAAUUUAAAAUGUAAAAAGUAUAUUACAUUUCAUAAAAUGAAAUUCACUUACUAUUAAAAAACAAAUAGAUUAAACAAAUUCGUAUAUUUUUAAUUUCAAAAAAAAAAAUAUAGGUAACUAAAUACAAAUAGAAUUUUGAAACAAAAUAAAAACACACACACGUUGUAUAUAAUGUCUAGUUUAAAUGUAUAUUAAAAAAGCGAACAAAUAGAAUACAAAAUAAUGAAAAAAAAAACAAAAGAAAACAAAAAAAACAUAGGAUUUGCCAUCAUACAAAAAUAUAUAUAUUAAACAAAAAUUAUGUAUGUAAUUUGAAAUUAUAGCAAAUAAAAUUAUUAAAAUUAAAAUUGAAAAUUAAACAAUUCUCAAAAAACUGCCAAAUAAUGAAAUUACAAUAGGACAUUACUUAAAAUAUUAAUUAGGUAAUUUAAUUAUCUGUGUAAAAAAUCGUAUUAAAUUUUAUGACUAAACAAAAAAGAAAAUAAAAUUCAUAACUUUAAAACAAAAAAGACAACAUUUUGUAACAAAACAACUUGGAAAGUUGAAAAAUGUAUAAAAUAGAACACAAAAACUAUUUCAAAAAAAGCUCAAAUAAAUGUAAUCUGAAAAUUAGAUAAGCAUUUUAUGGAUCAAAAUUUUAAUUUAAACAUUAAAAAAAUACAAAGUUAAAUAUUUAAAAUUUUAAGAAAAUGCAUUGCAUUGAAUAAGAAGUGAAAUUGAGAAAAUUGUGACAUAGUAAAGUUUGUAAGUUUACUAAAAUAAUGUUUUUUAUUUAAACAAAACAAAAAUCUUUUUAUUCAAUUUAUGUAAAUUUAUAGAAGAAAAAACAAAAAUUAAAUAUAAUUAAAUUUUAAAAUUAUUAGAUGUCUUAAAGUACUGCUAAUUAUUGUUAAGUUUCUUAGACCAUGUUUUAUGUUUGAAUUUAAAAUAAUUGUUAGACUUAUAUUUUAUAGUUUGUUUUAAAUAAAUGGAGGAAUGAAGUUUGAAAGAGUAUUUAUAGAAAGUUAUUGUUAAUUUUGUGUGUAUACAUACUUUGAAAAAGAUUUAAGUUUCCAAAAUGAUACCAAUUUUUAAUUAUGCUUUUUAUUUAAUAUGAAUUGAAAGAAAAAAGAAAAUGUAAAAUGCUUUAAUAUUACGCAGACAAAAUUAGCGCAUAUUCAUGGGGUUUCAAUAAAAACAAAACAAACGAGAACGAAUAAAAACAAACAAAAAACAAAAACAAUUAUAAAUCACAAACAAAAUAUAUAUAACGGCACAUUUUGUACAUAUAACUCUCAUUCAUAAAUUAGAUAUCAAGAACUUAUAUCUUCAUCUCUGAACCUCCAUGAAUUAAAAUAUAUAUAUUUUAUUUUUUAAAUAAUUAUUAUAUGCUUAAAAUUUAUAAUAUUUAACUUUAAAUGCUUUAAGAAUUUUAAUAUUUAUUCAAAAGAGAAAUAAAAUAUAUUUUAUUUGCCAAAUUGUUAUCAACAAAAAAUAUAAACAAAAUAUCUUAUUCAGAUUGUAUUUUAAAAAAAUUUCGUUGCUUAUUUUAAAUUGUUUUCAAUGUGAACAUCGAUUUGGUUGUGUUGUUGUAAAAAAUAAAUUGCAAGUAAAAAUAAAUAUAUAGAAGAGAAGUAUUUAAAAAAAAAUAUGUUGUAUGAAACAUAUUCAUGAAAAUAUAUUUACAUUUGCUUUAUUUAUAAUCGUGUAAAAGAUAUAAAUGGAUAUUAUAUAUUAUAUUAUAUAUACAUAUAUGUACAUGUCAGCCCGAAAAUGUGUUUUCGUAUUAUUUUAGUUUUGGUUUAACUCAAUUUUCGUGUGCAUGUCCUGUUGAUUUUAUGUUAAAAUUAAAUGAAAUAGUUUAGAUUUAUGGAAAGCCAAACAAAAAAAAAAACAUACAAAAGAAAUACUUAAGACGUGAGAAAAGGUGUAAUGUUUUAUUAUUACAAGAUUAGUUAUAUACAUUUAAUAUAUAGUAAAAUUUAAACCAAAACAAAAAAGAAAAAACAAUUUUAAAAAUCUCCCAAAAUAAAACAAAAACAAAAAACAUAAAAAUAUCUUAUUUUCAAGAACCACGAAACAAAAAUUAAUAAAAAUUCAUUGUAAUUUCUAUGAAAUAAAAUGAAAAUUGACAAAUUAUUUAAUAUGAGUUUUUCCUUAAACUAUUGUCCCAUCCCCAUUUACAUCUUUAGAUAGAUAGAUAUUCUUUAUUUUCGUAUAUUUGGUAAGCUACCACACAGAUUUUUUUUGAUAAUACAAAUUUGUGUAAUAAUUUUGAAGAAAACUUUAAACAAAACCCUCAACGCAAAAAGAAUAAGGCAGGUGCAGUUUGACUCAAAUAAAUUGAAGAUUUCUAAACUUUUGUUUAGAAGUAUGUUAGUAGAAAAAGGUUAGUUUAAAUAAUAUGUGA
Eupeodes corollae is the source of this 7240-nucleotide messenger RNA. Its product is annotated as cyclic nucleotide-gated channel rod photoreceptor subunit alpha. Bases 135 to 2936 code for a protein of 933 amino acids. The transcript has 10 exons. The record is from RefSeq and is a predicted model, not a curated record. Gene Ontology annotation, cellular component: plasma membrane; intracellular cyclic nucleotide activated cation channel complex. Gene Ontology annotation, molecular function: intracellularly cGMP-activated cation channel activity; protein-containing complex binding; cGMP binding. NCBI's taxonomy places the organism in Eukaryota, Metazoa, Arthropoda, Insecta, Diptera, Syrphidae. Gene Ontology annotation, biological process: monoatomic cation transmembrane transport.